GCGAAAAUAUGUCUGCCAUUUUCCUAUCUCCGAUUGGAUAGUAGACAACCAAUCACAACACUUGCCAAUUCUAAACCUCCAUGAAAGCGAUAACUUUGGUCGCGUAGUCGUGAAUGUCGUGAUGUUCGUGGAUGUUCGUCGUGUGUGCCAAAGAAGGAGACAUUUACCGGUUUAACAUUUAUUUAGAUAUAAUACAUUAUUUUUGUUUUCCAUUGUUCUAAUUAAAUACUAACAGGUGACAGAAUGACUGUCACCGUUUUAAAAACCACACCGGAAUACGUUGAAUUUAUCAAGUCCAAAGAUCUAUCGGUUAUACAUUUCUUUGCACCAUGGGCAGAACAAUGUCAACAAGUGAACGACGUUCUAGAAGAAAUGAAAUUAUUGAAAGAUUACGAUAAAGUUCAAUUUGCAAUGGUAGAAGCUGAAAAUUUACCAGAAAUUUCAUUGAAGGCUGGCAUUACAGCAAUACCAACUAUUUUAUUGUAUAAAAAUGAAGAAAUAAUAGAUAGAAUUGAAGGUGUUAAUACAGGAUUGUUAACAGAAAGAGUUAAAUAUCAUUUGGUCAAUGAAGAUGCAACACCAUUGACAGCUGAAUUAACAUUGGAAGUUAGAUUAAAAAGACUUAUAAAUCAAGCACCUUGUAUGGUAUUCAUGAAAGGAAAUCGUGAACAUCCACGCUGUGGUUUUUCAAGAACUAUGAUUGCUUUACUCGAUUCUCAUAGAGCGGAAUAUCAAACCUUUGAUGUAUUGCAAGAUAAUACGAUCAGGGAAGGUUUGAAGAAGUUUAGCGAUUGGCCAACUUAUCCACAAGUGUAUAUUAACGGUGAAUUUAUUGGCGGAUUAGAUAUAGUCAAAGAAAUGAGUAAUUCUGGUAACUUGGAUAGUAUGUUACCUAAAAAAAGUACCUCCCAAAAUAGAAGUUAAAAUAGGACAACAGCUAACUAAUUACAUCCAUAUUUCUUAGAAUAACCUAAUCUAAUAUCACAUUUUUAUCUUCAACUGAAAAUAAUGUUUGCUUAAACAAAUACACAACAAUAACAAAGUUUACAAAUUAAAUAGAAAUAUUUCUAUGAA
Messenger RNA from Polistes dominula (European paper wasp), 1074 nucleotides. RefSeq names its product Glutaredoxin 3 (gene Grx3). NCBI's taxonomy places the organism in Eukaryota, Metazoa, Arthropoda, Insecta, Hymenoptera, Vespidae. Gene Ontology annotation, cellular component: cytosol; nucleus. The record is from RefSeq and is a predicted model, not a curated record. Gene Ontology annotation, biological process: intracellular iron ion homeostasis.